This is a messenger RNA of Loa loa (African eye worm), 177 nucleotides long. RefSeq lists its product as hypothetical. The annotation marks the transcript as partial. Lineage: Eukaryota; Metazoa; Nematoda; Chromadorea; Rhabditida; Onchocercidae. The transcript has a single exon. The record is from RefSeq and is a predicted model, not a curated record.
AUGAAUGAUUAUUACUUCGAAGACGCUUCUCAAGUUGGCCUCGAACCUGGAAAAGCCCUAGCUAUAAAUUGGCCAUCAAUACCUUUAUUAUUAUUGAUUUUGAUCAAUAGAAAGAAGAAAUACCUCGGUGCUUAUACUGUUACUACCAGUUCAACAUAUUUGUCAUCAUUAUGCAAG